This is a messenger RNA of Fusarium subglutinans, 1623 nucleotides long. Its product is annotated as 37S ribosomal S24 mitochondrial. Gene Ontology annotation, biological process: mitochondrial translation. Gene Ontology annotation, cellular component: mitochondrial small ribosomal subunit. The record is from RefSeq and is a predicted model, not a curated record. Bases 1 to 1623 code for a protein of 540 amino acids. The transcript is spliced from 4 exons. Gene Ontology annotation, molecular function: structural constituent of ribosome. Lineage: Eukaryota; Fungi; Ascomycota; Sordariomycetes; Hypocreales; Nectriaceae.
AUGGCCUGCCGUCGGGCCCCUCGAAUACAACAAAUCCCCCGGCCUCAGCAGCUUAUCCGCCCAAAGCCGCAUGCUCAACGGGCAUUUACCACCUCGACGAUACGAUGGGCACGCGAGGAGGAACAACGCCAGGACGACGCUGAAGAGGAAGAUUUCGGUCCUAUAGAGCUGAAGAAGCUGGAGGCUGCGUUGGCUGAGGCUUCUACACCGGAGGGGCUGAAGCAAUUGGAUCAGCUGGCCAAAGAGAAUGGUUAUAAUUCCAUUGACCACUACUUGAAAAACGAGCUGGAAUGGCACCCUGGCUGGGCGUCGGAGGAUAGGUCAGUGUUGGAGGAUAUCACAAGAGACGACAAGGGUGAAAGGCCCAAUAAACAGUCAUUCUGGUUCGACGAGGAGGACCCCGAAACCAAUACCGAAGAACUCGAGGAAUUCGACGAGGACGACAUAACAUCUAUGGCUCAUGGCAAGCUUGACGAAAUUCGAGACAUGCGACAGUACGCACGACUGGCAGUAUGGGAGUUGCCUCUUCUUUCAAAGUAUGCCAAGCCCUUCGUCCCUCCUAGCGAUAACCAGGUUCUGCGAUGGCGGUACACUUCUUAUAUGGGCGAAUUCCACCCUGCGGAGAAAAAGGUAGUGGUGCAGUUCGCCCCCGAUGACCUGAAGCUCACACCAGUUCAAACCGAGAAGCUUAAAAAGCUAGCUGGCCCUCGCUACAACCCUGAGACAGAAAUCAUCAAAAUGAGCAGUGAUAGCUUUGAGCACCAAGCACAGAACAAGCGCUACCUCUCCAAUCUAGUUGACGACCUCAUUGCUGCGGCCAAAGACCCCAAGGACACAUUUGAGGAUAUCCCUCUGGAUACCCGACAUCAUAAGAUUCAGCCCAAGCCGCAAUUCCCUAAGGAGUGGCGCAUGUCUCCUGAGCGCCGUGAACAGCUUGAUGCCCACCGCCAGCGCUUAGCGAUAGAAGACGCCAAAAUCGCCGAGAGCGGUCGGCUGAUCGAUGGGACACAGGCUAUCGAGGAGUACCUGACCAAGAGGGUCACCGAGGACCAGAAGAAGGCCAAGAUCGCGGAGCUUGUGCCUGCAACACCCAACGGAACACCUGGUCAAUAUUAUUAUUCUUGGAGCUCCGGCCUCUGGGAAGAAGAGCUUCAUACGGAGAAUGUCUUCACAGACUUGUACGAUCCCAUUACCGAAACAUCCGGGGACCGGCGUCUGGCAAACAUCUCUGGCAUCCCGACCAUCAUCAACCUUGAGCGCAUCCCAUCAACAUUUAUUCAAUCUGCUCCCGAGUCCCGCCGCAUAGCAACGGAAGCGGAUGCUCUAAUUCUGCUAUACGACGGCGCCUCCAUCGAGAGCCUGGAAGAGCUUCGGCGCAUACGGCUCCAAGUGCUGGCUCCGCACUUGGGAGAAGCGGCGCCACCCACGGCCGUGGUUGCUGGCAAGGCCGAUGGCGCGGAGGCCGCGGGGAGCGUAUGGGAGCGGGGGUUAGGAGAGGGGAGGGAACUGUCGGUGUUGCUAGGGGCUAAGUUUGGGGUUGUGUCAGCACUUUGGGGAGAUGGGGUCAAGGAUGUAGUAGAGGAGCUGGCGGCGAGGGUCUUGGAAAGGAAGGGGGUAGAAUAA